AAAGCGUAGAAGAAGAAGUGCAGCGUGAGUAUUUCCGGUUAGCAAAGAUGGCUCAAGGCUCGCAGAAGUUUAAAGCUCAGCGGCCAGGAGCCUCUAAGAAAAACCAUCAAAACAAACAGAAAGGUCCAAAGAAAGGAGGUACGUGUUUAAAAGCCGUCUGCUGUCCAAGGAGGGUCUAAAAUAGUUCGUUAAUUAUGUUUAGAAAAAACAGCAUCAACACGUGAGAAUCACGCAAUCAGCUGUCCACGCUGUGAGAUCGAUGAAGAACGUUAUUCAUGAUUGGUUAUCGAUUAAUAAUAAUACUGUCAAAUAACACGAAUCAGUGUAGUUUUCCCAGUAAACUCGGAUAGGAAAAACUGGACGUGUUUUGUUUUGCGGAAAUGUAUCGUCCUGAUGUGAUUCUGUUAAUACAGACUUUAAUCAGCUGGUAGUGAAACGAAAUAGUUACUCAGCCAUGUUAUUCAGAAAAGAGUUGCCGUCAUUAAGUCAGUGCAAGUAAUAUGAAGGCACCUUUCAGAUUAAACUACAAAGUUAAAUCAAAAUAAACUUAAGGGUCGCUGUAGUCUGCUGUUGUGCUUGCUGAAGCUAUUAGGAUUUAAAGGGAUAUUCCGGCGAUAUUUCAGAUCUGCUGUCUUAUUACUGGUAAUGAUGCUGGCUACUAAAAAGCUGUGAUCAGCUGACCAUAUGUUUGCAGCAUAAGUCAGAGCAGACUUGCAGUAUGUUGUGUUACUGUUGUAUUUAACUUGAUGGAUCAGUGGUUUCAGCUUUUAGAAUAACAGACCAUAACUUUUUUUGUUUUGUCUUUGGUGAAGGAAGGAUCAUUGCACCCAAGAAGGCUCAAGUUGUCCAGCAACAGAAGCUGAAGAAGGUGAGGACAAGUUUAACAAACUUGACAGAGGCCACCUGGUAGUUUGUUAUGUCAUAGCUCCUUUAAAUUAAUAGUAUUAUUUUUCCUGUGAUUAUAUCUAUAACCAUAACAGGUUGUCCAACUCAAAUGUGUCUCUCUCUGCUGCCUCUCUAAGGGUCUUGAGGUUGCCAUCAGAAACAAGAUAGAGAAGGAGGUGACACAGAAGGCAGCCUUGUCUCUCCACAAGCCACUUAACCUAGUCAAAGCCCCUGAAGGUAAAGACAACCCGGGAGCAGCUCAUUCAGGAAACGUCAGCAAAUAGGACCUGAUACACAUCCAUGGACUUACAGAGGCUGAAGUGCCAGACUACAGGACUUUGUGGUCAUUGAGCUACAUUGACCCCAUGCUUAAGAUUCAAGCCCUCCAGUUGUCUCAAGUCCCAGAUAACAUCAGGUAAAAAGAAACAAAAGAGCCCCUUUCUGGGUUGUAAAAUUCAAAUAAUGGACUUGAAAAGAUAUUAAGAUGGCCAUUUAAAGUAGCAAAGCCCUCCACCAGGGGGCACCACAGAAUUAAAUUGACUCUUCCUGAGUCUCUGGGGGUCCAUAUGUUGUUGUUGUUGGUGUUGUACUAAGUUCAAAUUUUAUCUGUUGCGCUAUUUUAGCCUGAUCCUUCAUCCACGGGGAAUGAGUACACAUUUAUUAGAGAAAUUCUCCAUCAACAAUAAGUUAAAGCUGUUUAGCAGAGUCAUUUCCCAUGCUGUUUUCCACAGUAAAACCUCAAUCUGAGGAACACAGCAACAAUUUUUCAAGCCCAACAAGGACAAGUGCAGCUCUGAGCUUCUCUGUGAAAAAUCAAGCUGAUAUUCAGUGUGUUUAUUGAAUAAGUCUGAUGUUAUUAAAUACCACAAAAGAAGUUGUA
This is a messenger RNA of Xyrichtys novacula (pearly razorfish), 1765 nucleotides long. The record is from the annotation of a GenBank genome assembly. Lineage: Eukaryota; Metazoa; Chordata; Actinopteri; Labriformes; Labridae.